AGCCGACGCGACGGGAUGAAGCCGCAACGUCACUCUCUUGGCGGGGUCACGUGCGACCCGUGGUUGUCUCACAUGACAUCUACAGGAAUUGACCCAUGUGAGAUCAUACGGCGUACAACUAUGGAACAUACUGUAUUGAAUGGAUUCCAAAUCCGAGAAUUACAAAUGGCAUGGCAUGUUGUCUCUUCGAAUCAUAAGCCCCGUGACUGAGCCAAAAGUCUCAGAUUGGCAAGCACAGCUGUGGUCUAGAAUAGAUUGUAUUCAAAGACAUGCUGCAUUAACGCUGCCUCAGCCUUACAAGACAAGUCUUCGCAAGAUUAGAUUAGCCAUGGCCAAAGCUCGGAUGACCAGACAGGGCGCAGGGGUGAUCCAGCGAAUGAUGUACCCAUCUCGCAGCGUUUGGCCCCAAGCUCUAGUAAGCAGAUGCUGUAACGACCAGCGAGUGAGAUAUGGGGUCGAUAAUGGGGCGGGUCUGCUCCUUGACGUAAUACUCCAUCCAUUCUCUGUGGUGACAGAUAGAAUUGGUUGUUUCGCCAAUUACAAAUUAUGGAUAGCCUCGUCACGGAGAGAUUGCCGGCUCCUGCAUUCUCGGCGUCACCUCUUUGGCUGGAGAUGCGAAACGAUGAGUUGUACUUUGGUGGUGAUUUAUUGGUGCCCUAUACAGAGGAUCUCUCUAUUUAUUUGGUGACCGCAACUGAUUGGUCAUGAUGUCAUCAAGGUCGUUUCUUCAAAGGCGGCAGCGACGGAAACGGCAUUAUUCUUCGAUCUCGCUGGGAAAUUGUCAUUGUCAGCUCUACUGUUCUCUCAACUGACACGGAAAGUGCAAUCUUGUUGAAUAAGUCCAAGAUAUCUUGACCAGCAGCCACCGUAUUUGCUCCUCUGUC
Molecule: messenger RNA, 884 nt
Organism: Aspergillus steynii IBT 23096
Lineage: Eukaryota; Fungi; Ascomycota; Eurotiomycetes; Eurotiales; Aspergillaceae
Exons: 1
Coding region: 140-688 (182 amino acids)
Source: RefSeq, a predicted model, not a curated record